Abrus precatorius (Indian licorice) is the source of this 761-nucleotide messenger RNA. RefSeq lists its product as uncharacterized. NCBI's taxonomy places the organism in Eukaryota, Viridiplantae, Streptophyta, Magnoliopsida, Fabales, Fabaceae. The transcript has a single exon. The record is from RefSeq and is a predicted model, not a curated record. The coding region runs from base 1 to 687 and encodes 228 amino acids.
AUGGACUCCGCAAUCGAAGAAAUCAUCUCACAGGCACAAGACGCAUGCGUUUUGGAGGAACUCUCCGCCAUCAACUGCUCUGGAAUCACCCACUCUGUUCUUCCUUCUCACCUCGAAUCCCGUUUCCGAAACCUCAAAUCUUUCCCACCUACCCGUUCUACAUCCACUUCUACAAACCUACAUAACAAUCACCAAAGUCCCAAUUUUUUGCCUUCCAAACACAAUCCACAUUCUGGGUGUGCCUCCGAUUCUUCCAAUGGGGAAAAGGGGCUGAGAGAAAAGCCUAAACAUGCCUCUCUUUCUUCACCCCCUUUUGGUUCUGCUUCUGCCUCUUCCCCUUCCUCUGAAGAAAGCUCAAUGUCCUCACUGUUCAGGCCAACGCAAAACGACGAAGAAAAGCUAUCCAAACAAAACUCUGCGUCUUCUCCUUCGCCACCUCGAAAGACGGGGUGUUUCUGGUGCUCUCCGAAGAAGAAGAAGAAGAAAAGCAAGGAGAAUUCGGGUGCAAAUGAUGACUUGUUAUCGGAAUUGGGAAGUUUCUCGAAGAAGCAACAGCAGAAGAUGCUUAAGAAGGCAAUGAAAGAAGAAGAGAAGAUUAGCCGCGAAGCUGAGAAGAUCGUACGGUGGGCUAAACAUGCUUCUGCAAGGAUGAACAUUUCUGACAUUGAGGAUGAGUUCAGUGAUUGAUGAUUAGGUUGCAUUGCAUAGCAGUUUCAUAUUUAUAUGUGUGUGUUUAAUUCGAUACAAAUAUCUUCAAUAAC